This is a messenger RNA of Ilex paraguariensis (yerba mate), 262 nucleotides long. The record is from the annotation of a GenBank genome assembly. NCBI's taxonomy places the organism in Eukaryota, Viridiplantae, Streptophyta, Magnoliopsida, Aquifoliales, Aquifoliaceae.
AUGGACGUUGAUGACUCGGUUGUAGAAGUCUCUACUAGUGAGGAUGAGAUCGAGAGUGUUAAAGACCUCCAAAAUGUUUAUAAUGAAUUAUACAAGGAGCGCCUAAAACAAGGUGAGAAGUUGCUUUCGUUGAGCACAAGACUCAAAAUCAGUGAAGAUGAAAAGAAAAGACUGCAUGUGGACUUAGUUAAGUCCAAGGCUCGAAUUGUUGGGCUUGAGGAGGAGAGUAAGUCCCUCCAUGACAAGGUGAGCUUCCUUGAGA